AGAUGGCCGGCGAGUAGGUUUGAGAAAACUGCCAACUUUGCCAACGCAUGAUUGUUGUAUGGUGUAGUUUUAAAACAUGUCGUUUUCAGAUUUAUAUGCUAAAUAUAAUUGUACAUACUGUCAAGAAGAAAUAAGCGGAGUGCGUGUAAGAUGUGCCGAAUGUAAAGAAUUUGAUAUUUGUUUGCAGUGUUUUUCACUAGGUGCUGAAAUUGGGUCGCACAAAAAUGAUCAUUCCUAUCAAUUUAUGGACUCUGGGGCGUUUGGGAUCUUCUUGGGUCGUAAUAGUUGGUCGGCUAAUGAAGAAGUUAGACUUUUAGAUGCGAUUGAACAAUUUGGCUUUGGAAACUGGGAGGAUAUAGCAAAACAUAUAGAAACAAGAACACCUGAAGAAGCCAAAGAUGAAUAUAUAACUAGAUAUUUAGAAGGUAGCAUAGGACGUGCAACCUGGGGUAAUGUUGAAAGCACUAGUCGACCAUCCUUAAGCUGUGCAGACAGAGACGAAGGACCCCUUAGCCCCAACGCCGUAUCAAGACUCCCACCUUUAGCUAUAACUCCUGAUGAAGCUGCACAAUUGGGCUACAUUAGCAAUAGAGAUGAUUUUGAAAGGGAACAUGAUCAUGAAGCAGAGCAAUUAAUAUCCACCUUAUCCCUCAAUCCCGAGGAUGAUGAAUUAGAUGUUGCACUGAAGUUAUCUCAAGUUGACAUAUAUACUCGAAGGUUGCGUGAAAGAACUAGGAGAAAAAGACUCGUCCGUGAUUAUCAAUUAGUUUCAGUGUUUUUCAACAACCAGAGGAAUAAACAGAAAACCUUAGGGAAACUCGCCAAAGAGAAAAAGGAGUUCAUGGAGCGGCUGCGCUGGACGGCGCAGUUCUACGGGCGGCUGGAGCAGUCGGGCGUGGCGCUGGGGCUGUGGCGCGAGCGCGAGCUGCGCGUGCGGCUGGCCGAGCUGCACCGCUACCGCCUGGCCGGCGUCACGCGCCUGGAGGAGUGUGCGCACUACGAGCAACACGCCGCGCACCGCAAGCACCCGCACCACGACGUGAGACUGGCGCUGGGCAGCAGUGGGUGCCUGGACACACAGCCGACAAAAGAACAACCGCAGAACAACACACUGCAGCUAAGAAAAAGAGACGUAGACAGCGGCUUAAGUUCCACAAGCCCAAAGUGCACACGGGACGGAAGUAUCGUAUGUGGAUGCUGCAAAAAGAACUCAUGCAACGGCGCAUGCUCGACGCAUCUGCUGACCACUAACGAGAUACAGCUCUGCACCGCACUGAACCUGCCCCCGACGCAGUAUGUGACUAUGAAGGGCGUGCUGCUGCGGCGCGCGCCGGCGCACGACUGCGAGGUAGACCACGCCGUCCGACAUUACCUGCACACCGCUGGCUGGGUGCGCCACUAGCCGCAGCUCAGAGUACCUACCACUAGGUAACUACUCAAGUAGACAAUAUUGAUGUUAGUUAAUAGAAAUGCCCACAUACCUUUAUAUUAUUAGCUCGAUAAGGUUAUAUGGUUACAAGUAACUGAAAAUAAAAUAUUAAAAUUGGUGGUAAAUGAUAGUUAUAAGUUAAAAAUGAUAGUUAUAUCGAUUAUUUAUUGUUUACAAUCAGUUAUAAUAUAAGUUAAUGCUUGUAUUACGCAUGAGUUCAUGAGUGAGAUAUUCAAAACCUUGUUACCGUUACCAGCUAGGGUGUGUAAGGUAUUGUUUGAGUAUGGAUAUUUAGCUAAAAUAUAUUGUUUAAGCAAUUCGGUUAAAAUAAUAUGGACAUUGUAAUUCAUGUAAAAAUUAGUAAGAUUAGUGCUAUUAUGGUUAAAUAUUAUAAAGUUAAAAAGAGCUCAUAAAUAAAUAUAUAAAUAAAUGUUAUGUAGUAAUUAUUCAUCAUACUAUUGGCUUUCAUUUAGUGAGAAUAAAGUUAAAUAG
Nymphalis io (European peacock) is the source of this 1921-nucleotide messenger RNA. It is a transcript of the gene Ada2b, whose product is annotated as transcriptional adapter 2B. NCBI's taxonomy places the organism in Eukaryota, Metazoa, Arthropoda, Insecta, Lepidoptera, Nymphalidae. The transcript is spliced from 10 exons. Gene Ontology annotation, biological process: chromatin remodeling; regulation of transcription by RNA polymerase II. Gene Ontology annotation, molecular function: chromatin binding; zinc ion binding; transcription coactivator activity. The record is from RefSeq and is a predicted model, not a curated record. Gene Ontology annotation, cellular component: nucleus; SAGA-type complex. Bases 77 to 1402 code for a protein of 441 amino acids.